Molecule: messenger RNA, 16501 nt
Organism: Aedes albopictus (Asian tiger mosquito)
Lineage: Eukaryota; Metazoa; Arthropoda; Insecta; Diptera; Culicidae
Exons: 6
Coding region: 1795-3936 (713 amino acids)
Biological process (GO): antigen processing and presentation of peptide antigen via MHC class II; protein polyubiquitination; immune response
Cellular component (GO): late endosome membrane; lysosome; cytoplasm
Molecular function (GO): ubiquitin protein ligase activity; zinc ion binding; MHC protein binding
Source: RefSeq, a predicted model, not a curated record
GAAGCGCUCGAUCGUUUCAGAAAAGUGACAACCAUCGCCGCGGUAGCAUCUAUCUACGUAAGCGCCCUGCUUUUGGAUCAAUGUCGUUUCACCAAUGAAAUUAAUAUUUAAUACCCUCGAUGGGAAUCUUCCUUAUCAGAUGUUGAGACGUCUGCAAAUAACUGAAGUGUGAUAAUAAUUAGCCGGGGCCGGCAGAGAGCAGUGUAUAAUUAGCGUCGGUCGGUUUAAUGAAAAUCCUGCUGUGGUGGUGACAGAAGCUCUGUUGUGGCUGGACCGAGUGGUGGGCUGUGGGAGAGUGAUAAGAUACACAAACAACCAGCAAGCAAAGAAAGAUUACGUCGCGAGUGCGCAAAUAUUAUAAAAGAAUCAUAAAACUAGUGCUAAAAGAGGGUACACUCAUUAUAAUUUGCACUGGUUUAUUCGGGACUUUACAGCACACGGUGUUUGCUUAGUUCAGUGAUGAUGGCGACGUUUAUGAUGACCGUGAGAAGUUCUUGGCAGUGCGUUUGAAAUUCAAAACAUUGCUGUGAACGACGACGACGACGACGAAAGUGGUCAAGGAGAAUUGAAAACAGCUUUGUUCGACCAUUUUUGCGUCGGAGAUGUUGGGUCGUGUGCAUCGGAUGCGGUAAUACAAUCAGAAGAUUCCAACCGCGUUGCUGUCGGAACAGCAGUCGUCGGUCGGCAUCUGAGCGCCGUCAACAGAAGAAUAAAGAACGCCUGCCUGCCUGAGCGUGAUAGGUACAUACCUACGACACAGAUGCCAGAGUGCGAAAAUUUGCGGAAGUAGGCAUAAGCACAUUUUCGCUCUAGAAGAGUAGUGUAUAGUUAUCGGAGCCAAGGUCUCUCCAUCCACUAGGAGUGAGUGUGUGAAAAGUGAAAGAACAUCUCCCGGUUCAUCAGCAUUGCAUUCAGCAUUGAGGUGCAAUGUGUGCUUCAGUGUAUUGUGCAUGUGCAUAGUGAGGAGAAAAUGCAGAAACAGGAAAGCCGAAGAUAAUAAUGUUUUAUGUAACAAAAACGAAAAUGUGGACCUGAUAAGCAACAUUGGUCAAUAUGUUUUUCGAUGAUCAUUCGUAAUAGUCAAUCAAUCGCCUGAAUAGAGGAUACCCAUACCUAAAUUGCCAUUGUACGAGCGUGUUGCGGUAGCCGAGCGCGCGCGUGUGUCGUGAAUUUGUGAAUGAAUUCGUUGUUUGCCAAUGCUGAAAACAAUUAGGUUCUCCUGCUAUCAUCAUAGGUGCAAGACGUCGACGGUGGUGAGUGCGGCCUGGUUUACUUUAUUGCUAUCCGUUUCUUUCACGAACGGAGCCGUUUGCAGCCAAUAUCACAUGUUGUGAUCUAGGUUGCUGUGACUUCGCGACUCGACGCGACGGUGUGUCAUCGUAUCGUACGGGUCAAUUAGGGCGAUCGCAAUCGUCGUGUCCCUAUCAGUCAGCACAGCUCAGCGCUUGCUAUGAUGAUGAAGGUAAUGCUGACCGACCAUCGCAGCCCGAUUCAAUGCAUAGACAAAGUUCCAUCGUGAGAGUUGUGUUUAAUGUCGCGAUUAAAAAUAGCUUCUAGGCGUUCUGUGCGAAUUUUGUUUGGCUUGUGGAGAAACGUGUGAUCUGAUCGGCCGACGAAGAGCGAUUUAGUAACUGCCAAAAACAAAAUAAUCGAAUUUUACGAGAAGAAAAGUGAAAAUCAUUUCGCUCGAUCGAGUAAGUUUCAAACGGAAUCCUUGGUACGGAAGAAGAAGAAGGAGGAGGCUACAUCAGAGAGAGAGGGAAUUUACCGACCGAACAAGAUUACGCAGCAAAAAUGUCGAUAUCCAAUGGAAAAACAUCUUCUGACAUUGAGAAUGCGGAGUGGAAUUCGACCGGGAUGCUGACCCACACCAGAUACGGUUCCAGCAGCAGCCAAGCAUCACAAAGUAGUGGCGACAUCUGUCGGAUAUGUCACUGCGAAUCGGAUACGCACAAUCCCCUCCUGACGCCCUGCUACUGCUCCGGAAGCCUCAAGUUCGUACACCAGACCUGCCUACAGCAAUGGCUAACCGCAUCGGAAACAAAUGCCUGCGAACUGUGCAAGUUCCCCUUCAUCAUGCACACCAAGAUCAAGCCUUUCAACGAGUGGCGAAGUCUGGAGAUGUCGGGGGUGGAACGGCGGCGGUUGUUCUGUGCGGUCCUGUUCCACUGUGCCGCUGCCCUAUGUGUGAUAUGGUCCCUCUGCGUGCUCAUCGAACGGGCUGCCGAGGAAGUGCGCCGCGGGCUAAUCGGAUGGCCCUUCUGGACCAAGUUGGUCGUGGUGACGGUCGGUCUGACCGGCGGCGUCGUGUUCAUGUACAUCCAGUGUAAACAGUAUUUGAAUUUGUGCAACCGGUGGCGCGCUCGGAAUCGGAUCCUCCUGAUUCAAAACGCUCCGGAGAAAAUUCACCCACCGCAAUCACCUGGUGUUCAGCGGUUUCCCCGUGUUCGUACGGCAGCUACGAGCGGAGGAGGUAUCGGCCACAACGGCAGUGGCGGACCGGGCAGCAGUGCCAGCUAUAAUUCCGGUAACAACAACGGUGGCCCACAGUACCGUGGCUACCACCAGCAGCAGUUGAUCGGAUCGAUCGGUGGCGGGGGACAUGCUUGCGAGCUACAAAUCAAUCAACAGGGACAAAUCAUAGCGGCCAACAUUGAGAAUAGUUCGAUUAGCUACGACCGGGAUUGGACGUUGGACGAUAUCAGCCAGAUGUCGUUCAAACCGUGUCCACAGGGGAGUGGAAGCUUGACACCGAUGCCGUUCCACGACUCGGCGCAUAAUGUUUGCGAGGGAAGCGGAAGCGGAAGUGGAGUAGUGGUUGCGACUCACCGAUAUUCGGCGAUCUCCGGGUCGUCCAACACGGUACAUGAAGAGGAUCAGCUGCAGAAUUCUAGUAUUCAUGAAGUGAGUAAUGGUAGUUGUGGAGGAGGUAGUAUUAAGACCGCUGAUCUGAACUUGUUCAAAGUGCCGACCUCGGAGCUGAGUAGCGUUAGUAGCAGCUCCGGUAUGCCCUCCGGAGUAACUUCCGGGAGGUAUCCCAACUCAGCGAUAUUCUUAGAAAAUCGUGAUAUUUUAAAUGAUCCUCCAUGUCAAGAUCAAAUUACCGGGAAUCAGGUCAAGCUUUUUAGCCGUCGAUCGACGGUUCUCGGAAGUGGUGGUAGCAGUUUUACUCAGGAAGAUCCACGAAUCGAUACUCGGAGAUACUCUGACACAAAACUCCUCCAACAGCAAAAACUCACAUACGUUAGCGAGUGCCCUGUGGAAAACAGCCCUACCAAAGAUCAAUUGUUACUUAACCCUAAGAGCAUCAUCUACGAUAUGACCAGUUUUCUUGGUCCGGUAGUUGCACAAGAUCCGGAAGAUAGUCCUCACCCGGCACAUCGAGCGCACCAUCACCAUCACCACCAUCGCCACGUACUUACAACGGCGGACAGUCCGAGCCAUCGGAUGCAAACCACCGACAUCCAAUUCGACAACAACUGUGAUGAAGAGUCAGCCCCGCCCCGGGCAUCAUCGUACGAUCCUCUAGAGUUCAACAUUCAGGAAAUGCUGGAACUUGACAUUGCCAACAUCCAGCGAUUGCAUGAGAAGAAAAGCUCCCUCGGCAAUCUUUCGCAGCACUCCCAGUCCUCCUCUUCGUACUGUCCAGACGACCCGUCCUCGCCGUGCCUCGGUCCAUCGCCAACGGCCAAGGUGCGCCGGCCGAUGAUCUGUCCCUCCGCGUCGAAUUCUCAACUGCAACAAUUCCAACAGCACCACGCCGCCGCAGCCGCCAUCCAGCAACAUCAACGACAAAUGCCUCAGCCACUGCUGCAGUCUCAAUCGGCGGUGGAACAACACCAUCACAGCAACCGACUGAAGCUGUUCAAGUCGCUACCGAAUCUGAGUGCCAGCAGCGAGAACCUGCUACCGCCCCCGCCAAAGCGUUUCGAUUAGGUCCGGCUGGAUAAUCCCCCCUACCUGCUACAUAUAUGUAUAAGACGAGUUAAUCAACGCCAUUUUUGUGAUAUUUUUUCCAUCUUUAACAUUUUCGGACAAACGCGAGUAACAUUCGGUCCUGUGAAUACUAAUGAAUCGAUAUACUUAACUUCGGUAAAAUGAAAAACAAACUGUUUGCUUAAUACGUUAAUACUUACUAGGGUGUUUGAGGAACUGAGGGUGAUAGGAAAAUUUUAGGUUCAUCCUUCAAAUGUUAAAUGAGGACAUUACAAAUUCUAGCUCUCUUCUAUAUAUUUACAUUUGCCGUUCUAAGCAUAUCUGUACCAUGUUUAAAAAUGUGCAACUGAGAAAACUGCGAUUAAAGUUAAUAACGUAUUUUUCUAAUUGACCAAUAACUACAGUACCACAACGGCACAUGCAGCUGUAUUUCUAUUAAAAUUAAUUAUAUCUGAAGUGGAAUCAGUGAAGUUGACUUUUUUAACGCAAAAAAAACAUUUCAAGUUUGAAUAAAUAGUUCCCAGCGGGACAGUUAUGCUCUGAAACACAACGCAACUUUGAAAUUUCCACGCAUACUUUUCGCAGUCUUUGACUGUAUUUCUUUUAGUGGGACAGAUAUGCUUGGAAAUGCAACAAUGGGACAAUAUGGCUUGGUAUUUAUUUUCAAAAUUUCAGAACAAACUAAGGACUUUUGCAAGCUUACAUGAAAAUACACAUACAAUUAUGGCGAUAGGAUGAAAAAAGUGAAAAAUGAUGAAAAUCAACAUGGGACAGAUAUGCUUAGAACGGCAGCAUAGUUCCGGGCCAAAGAUUCUAUAAUAUUUGACAUAAGGGCUAGCGUGGUUCAAAAAAUCGUUUUUGCUCCACACCGCUUAUUUGAUUCGUAACCAGAUUCUGUGCCUUCUCCCAAAAUUUGAGUUCAUUUGGUUGAAAAUUGAGACUGCACAAGCCCUUCAAAGUUUGUAUGGAAAUUACUAUGGGAAAACGAUGUUUUUCAUUCAAUCGACCGUAGUAUUUUCCCAAGUUCCCUAGAGCGUUAGUUGACCCUUGGUACUUCUAGGCUACUCUAUCAGCUACAACUUUGCCGAAGACCGCAUUCAAAUCGCAUGCCUCAUUAAUUAGUUACCGAUUUUUAUCCAGAAUCGAAAAGAAGAGACGAACCAUGUUACGGGUAUAAAUAUUUGUUACAAUAAUAAGACAGAAUAAUUGUUUAAUGUGUUUAAAGUUCAAUAUUCGUUCGUUCCUUGUGCUACAUGUUGAAUUUUAACUUGUAAAUAUAACCCUAGUAUUAAUUAACAUUUAUAGGGUUCUGGCAGAAUAGAGGCCAAUGAAGUGCAAUCCUAUUUCGAUUGCCAACAUUCAGGCCAUUUCGGGCCGCGAUUAAGAACUAGAUACGUAAACCUUUCCCUGACACAGACUUCAAGUCAUAGAGCUCUAGUAUCGAAACCCGUAACGGGAUGCCCGAUUAGGAUUAGUUUUCCUAGACAAAACCAAGCCGUGAAUACAGCAACAAAUGCUGUGAACUAAAAGGCAAACUGCCAACUAAAAUACAAUUCCAGGAUGACUGAUGGACACAAACCCUUACAUGAAACCUCGUCAUCCUGUGAUCGGAAGAUGUUAUCCAUCUGGAUAACAGGGCACAUUUAUGUUAUGUGUUGUGCUGCGUCAAUUUGUGAUGUUCCUAAUUUGUGCAUUUGAAACAACUUUUAACACAUUAAACAAUUAUUCUGUCUUAUUAUUGUAACAAAUAUUUAUACCCGUAACACAAUCCACGCCCCACGUUGGGCGCCAUGUUACAAAAAUAAAAGAAAUUAAUUAUUACAAAGUAUUAACACUGCACGAUACACAUAGAACCUUUCAAAUGCACAAAUUAGGAACAUCACAAAUUGACGCAGCACAACACAUAACAUAAAUGUGCCCUGUUAUCCAGAUGGAUAACAUCUUCCGAUCACAGGAUGACGAGGUUUCAUGUAAGGGUUUGUGUCCAUCAGUCAUCCUGGAAUUGUAUUUUAGUUGGCAGUUUGCCUUUUAGUUCACAGCAUUUGUUGCUGUAUUCACAGCUUGGUUUUGUCUAGAAAAACUAAUCCUAAUCGGGCAUCCCGUUACGGGUUUCGAUACUAGAGCUCUAUGACUUGAAGUCUGUGUCAGGGAAAGGUUUACGUAUCUAGUUCUUAAUCGCGGCCCGAAAUGGCCUGAAUGUUGGCAAUCGAAAUAGGAUUGCACUUCAUUGGCCUCUAUUCUGCCAGAACCCUAUAAAUGUUAAUUAAUACUAGGGUUAUAUUUACAAGUUAAAAUUCAACAUGUAGCACAAGGAACGAACGAAUAUUGAACUUUAAACACAUUAAACAAUUAUUCUGUCUUAUUAUUGUAACAAAUAUUUAUAUCCGUAACAACCAGCCAAGGGCUGAAAGUCUCUCUAAUAAAGACAAAUCAAUCAAUCAACCAGAAUCGAAAUCGUUACUUAUGAUGGUUAAACUAAUCGGUGGGCAUCACUGCAUUUUGCAGUGAAACAUAGUAGCCAUGAUUUCAUUGUGCUAUCUUUGGCGCCAUAUGUAGCAAUGUUGCCUGCUGGGAAGCUAGAGGAUCAUUGCUAAAGUUUGUCCAGUUGGAUACAAAUCGAUAACUAAUUAAUGAGGCAUUCGAUUUGAAUGCGGUCUUCGGCAAAGUUGUAGCUGAUAGAGUAGCCUAGAAGUACCAAGGGUCAACAAACGCUCUAGGGAACUUGGGAAAAUACUACGGUCGAUUGAAUGAAAAACAUCGUUUUCCCAUAGUAAUUCCCAUACAAACUUUGAAGGGCUUGUGCAGUCUCAAUUUUCAACCAAAUGAACUCAAAUUUUGGGAGAAGGCACAGAAUCUGGUUACAAAUAGAAUAAUCGGUGUGGAGCAAAAACGAUUUUUUGAACCACGCUAAUAAGGGCCCAUACCCCAGCGCUAAACUCUCGAGUACAUAUUCCACAAGUCCAUGCUGAGAGUGACGGUUUCUUUUUCCGGUCAAUGGAAAAGUUCAGAGUGUUGAUGGUUUAGGACAUUUCCUUAAUUUUCUUGGGCAUAGAGUACUUCCGUGCCUGCCACACAUGGUCAUUAGUAGAAGAAUUUCUCAGCUAACUCGUGGAACACUUAUAAAGUUGAGUACUAGGUUGUGCCUCAAUGGGGACGGCACACCAAUAACAAGAAGACGAGUUGGCUUGCUCUGUUGAAAACCGUAUCCUGCUUGUUACAGUCCGCACUUUUCAACAGGAUAGUCUCGCUAUUCUAGCUAAUGUCAAUUUUAUGCAUUUCUUCAGUUCCAUCUCUCAGACUGAAAAAUUCACGAAUCUCCCCAAACCUCCGAAAGAGGGUCCUUGUUAUGGUUUUGGAGGCACUAACAUACUCCAAGGUGUUGGGUAGUCAGUACCGAUUGCUAACUGGCCAUGGCAGGAAUGACCUUUCAAAUGAUCCAUCCGACGCACGCAUAUGUUAGGGACUUUUAUACACAUCCCCACCCAAAUAUCCAAUCACACAUCCUUCACCACCUAAAUCAAAUGAAAUAACGGGCCCAUGGUCUGGUAAUUCAGGGAUGCUGUGAAGGAAGACUGUAGAGUGGGGAUAAUUAACCCUUUACCUCCACAACACCCAAGAAACACUUGUCCCCAUGCGUACCAGCCUUCGUAUGUGCCCUCGGCGCAGGCUACAGAUGGGGGAGCGUUUUGUCCUAACACCUCCCAUUGGGCGACUCUUAUGAGUUCAAAACAUGGUCCUUGUCGAAACUGAAUGAGUUAUUAUUGCAAGGCACGUCAAUGCGCUACUUCCGAAAACUUCCAGAUUCUGACUUAGGGGGGCCCGGGGCAAGAAGGUCCCCUUAAGCAUGUUGAACUAUUACAUGGUAAAACACCAGUAAAUCAAACGUUUAUCGAACGCAAAGUGUAUUGUAGCUUGCUAUCUACAAAACUACAUCGAUAGUAAUAUGAAAAAUAUCAUGAAAGUGGACAAAAUAUGACCAUUUAUUUCGGAUGUAUUUUUCAUUGAAAAAAUUGGGCCGGGGCAAGAAGGCCACCCUACCGGGGCAAAAAGGACACAUACCUAAUUAAUCAGCAUUCGUCGAUGAUUGCCGUGCUGGGUGGCUGCACGCUUCACCGGCAUGGCGGAAUCAGUCAAUGCUUUGAUUACCGCGGUCCUGCUGGCGGAUGGCCAUAGUUUCCGCGUCGAAAUCCGCUUUUACCUACGCACUAUAACUACGCACCGGUCACUAUAAAAUCACAACAAAAACAACUGUUUGACAGUUAGAUUCAAGGUUAUGUUCAAGCAAAGUGCGAAUUAAAGAGUGACCCUUUUGCCCCGGGCAGAGGUGUCCUUUUUGCCCUGGAUCGUCAAUAGUGCAUUUAAAUGCAUAUUUUCGCAAAAAAUGGCGGCAUAGCCAGUAGUAUUCUAUUACAAAUAUUUGUAAUUAUUGUAAACUUGCUUUCUACUUUGAAAAACCCUAAAGAAAUAUUAAAUGCCCUUUGAAAAUCCUUAUUUUGUGCGAUGUCCCUAUUAUAAUUGUUGAUCAGAUCCAAGAUGCAUCUAUCUUUUCAGCAAGUUUUAGUUCAAUUUAGGAUUUUCAAUACAAAAUAUGAUGAAUAUUACAUUUUAAGACUGUGUAGAAGGUUCAGCAGUCAUCGAUUAUGCCUAUAUUAUUAUGUUUCAUAAAGAAAUCAAAGGGUGUCCGUCUUGCCCCGGUGUCCUUUUUGCCCCGGGGUCCCCUACAGCCGGUGCAAAUAUUUGCAAUCUCUUUGAAGAGCGGGAUCUAUGUGAUUGCUCUUACCUUGCUACUUAAUUGCCAACCGUGACUCUCAAGAGGUGCUAUCUCCAGUUUCGUCAACAUGCUCGAGCUUAUUUUAGUCAACUAAAAUUUAGUUAACAAUUAGCUGAGAAACCACCAGGUAUCUCCAUGUCAUAAGUCUCUGCUUAAUCUUAAGAGAAUGAACUUCACUCACUUGUUCAGGUUCUGAACAAAUCUGAAAGUAUUCUUGUUCAAGAGUUCUUAGAAAUCCUGCUUUCACCUUUCAGUCAUAUCUUGUCUCCGCAUAUUGCGACUUGUAGUGUAAGGUCUUUCCGGAAUCUCAAAAACACAAAUGUUUUUUCACUAGGAAUUCCAUUAAAGUAUCACAUCAGCAUAUUUAUUGAUGAGCUCGUUCCAUAUUACCUUGUGCUUGUUGGCUUCAGCGUAGCUUCUUUCCAGCAAUUGUAUUUCAUGUUCCUUUGUUUGCUUUUGGCUGGCUGCGUUACAAACCGUUUUCUAUAUCACUGCGAAGAUUGUCCGUAGCACUUUGCGCUCAAAAUUUCCGAAAGCUUUUUGGUCUGCCUCUUUUUUGCUGCGUAACGGAAUAGGGCCACCAAAAGGAUCCACAUCUUAUACAAAGCGAAUUACGUUACUCCUAGACCCAAGCUGCUCUCGUAGUCCAUAAAAGGUAAUGUUCAAAACAGCAAAACGUCUUUUCACUCACAGUCACAGAUAACGCCAUUGUCACAUGUCACAAUUGGCUUUUAUACUAGGUUUUAGCAUUAUUGCUUGUGCGCCUCAGUGUGUUUACCAAAUGUAUAACAAAUUCUUUACCAACUUCAAAUCAACUACCUUAGCACUACUAAGGCCUACUUCUGGCCUUGCCCGCAAUCAUGUACUUCAUCUAAGUUGACUUAAAUACAAUAAAUUUAUUGUCAAGCCUAGUGCCAUUGUCUUCCUCUUCAGCGGAACAAGAGCCUUCUCCACUGCCUCACGAUCGAUACCGAUCAAUAUCGUCAGUUCAAUCACAGAGCAUUGUUGUACUUGAUUUGCUUUACAAGUAUUUAGCAUCACCGGGAACCCAUGUUCUGAAUUUAUCUGCCAAAUCCCAUUUACUAUCAUUGAAGUGUACGCUGCUUUAAAAUCAAAGAUUAGAUGUUGAGUUUGCAAGUUAUAUUCCCGCAAUUUGUCUAAGAGCAUACUCAUGGUAUACGAUUAAUCCAUCGUUGAUCGGCCCUCAUGGAAGAACUCCUCAAGUGGUUUCAGUGAACAGAACACGCGACAGUAUCUUAUACAUCAUCCGCUUGAUAACGGACUGCUGUUUAAGGACAAACGUCUUGAAAUCCCGCUUGAACAAUACAUCAGAACUUCAGACGCACAAAUCUCAAGAAGCAAGCUUCAAACAACAGUGCAUUUCAUUAUUCUGUUCUUGCUCAUUUGUAAUAAGCUUCAAAUAAGAAGAUCAGGUGCGCUGGUUUUGUUUACGAAGAGAAUUGUGCGCUCGAAAUCGUGAGUAGUUGCCAAAGUCGGUCAUUGUGGCGGCCAUUUUGGGAUUCUAACAAGUCUGUCCUUAACUGGACUUGCUUUUUAUCUGGGCGCUCGAUAACUAGACCAAAGUCCAGUUGAAAAGCAAUUGUUUGUCAAAAAUAAACGAUAUUUAACUUCACAUUUUGUAAAUCAGUAAACAAAACACAAUAUAACAAUAGCCUCCGGCUCCGUGAGCUCAGUCCAGUUAUCGAGCGGUGCUCGCUAACUGAACUGUCGGAAAAGCCCAUUUAUCGAGCGGAAGCUGAACUCAGAAUUAGGAAAGGCAGCAGUCUGUGCCCUGCUUAUAGAUCUGGCAAGCAGCUUGUGGACAAUUGUUCAUUCUUCCAUAUCUGGCUAAGAAUUUGGUGGAUUGAUUGAUGUACAGCUGCUCGCUUCCUAUAGCUUGAAAGUUUUGCCACCUUCGUUGUUACAAUUCCACGAAACGCCUUCCACCCGGCUGCAAUCAUAGUGUGUCAGCAAAUUUUAUUGCAUGUCAUUGUACAAGCGAACGCUGGCGCAGUCUUAGGCCGUGCACUAUUGGCAGUAGCAUAAACCUCCACAUAACGUGCCGAUCCAUGCUUUCCUGUGCUUUUGCAAUCACACUCUCUUUGUGCUGCCGAUUUUCGAUACGGUGGAAUCGUUUCUGUUUGCUCUUGCUAGCCUGCAUCUCUCCCAGUAGUGCCGGAUAUCAGCUACUAGCAUUCGACCGCUAGCAGCAUUCUUUUCAUUAGUCGAAUCUAUUGGCCUCUACUUUGGCCUAUUGCCCAACUUCUGAUGCUACUGUGCAGCAUUCCUUUCGACUAUCAAGCGAUGGAUAUUGAAACUGAUCUCAAAUCUACUAUGACUUCCCACGUGGUCUGUCAUCUAACAUAACGUCGUGUCGUGUAUGAUAUUGAAUUGGAUGAUCAAAUGAAGGACAUCUACAUCUUUAUUCUUCCUUUGAAGUGCGUGUUAUAUACGGUCUUGUAUUAGUUAGCUAGGUCUCUCGAGCCUAGCUAUUUAGCACUGUAGUUGGAGGAAAUGCCAAUGCAGAACCCGUAGCUUCCGGGAAGGUAAGCCCAGCUCCCUGGGUUAGUGGGUUGGUGUCAGGCCCUGCGAGCCAGCCGUAAAAAAGACUAGCACCGGAAAAUCAACAAGAGAAGAAUGCGAACCGAUACCAAUGGCGACGACCACAGCGACGAAAAGGGACUUGCGAUUGGAAGCUCGGUACGUGGAACUACAGAUCUCUCAACUUCAUCGGGAGCACCCGCAUACUCGCCGAUAUACUGAAGGACUGCGGGUUCGGAAUCGUAGCGCUGCAGGAGGUGUGUUGGACAGGAUCUAUAGUGGUUUCUGCUUUUGAUGGUGUUGCGUGUACGUACACGCUGCAUUACACGAACACUACCUGAGUAACUGGUUGAAAAUAGUAAACAAAGAUCAGCUGUUCCCAGCAAAAUUAAAUGGGCAUAUUUUCAACCAGUAGAUUUGCAUUAGUGUUCGUGACACCGCGCUGCGAAACCACUAUGGUGCGAUCGUUUAGAGGUACGCAUACCAUCUACCAGAGUUGCGGCAACACACGUGAGCUGGGAACAGCUUUUAUAGUGAUGGGUGACAUGCAGAGGCGCGUGAUCGGUUGGUGGCCGAUCGACGAAAGAAUGUGCAGGUUGAGGAUCAAGGGCCGAUUCUUCAACAUUAGCAUAAUAAACGUGCACAGCCCUCACUCCGGAAGCACUGAUGAUGACAAAGACGCAUUUUACGCGCAGCUCGAACGCGAGUACGACCGCUGCCCAAACCACGACGUCAAGAUCAUCAUAGGGGAUCUAAACGCUCAGGUAGGCCAGGAGGAGGAAUUCAGACCGACGAUUGGAAAGUUCAGCGCCCACCAGCUGACGAACGAAAAUGGCCUACGCCUCAUCGAUUUCGCCGCCUCCAAGAACAUGGCCAUUCGUAGCACCUUCUUCCAGCACAGCCUCCCGUAUCGUUACACCUGGAGAUCACCACAACAAACGGAAUCGCAAAUCGACCACGUUCUGAUUGAUGGACGGCACUUCUCCGACAUUAUCGACGUCAGGACCUAUCGUGGCGCUAAUAUCGACUCUGAUCACUACCUGGUGAUGGUUAAACUGCGCCCAAAACUCUCCGUUAUUAACAACGUACAUUACCGGCGGCCGCCCCGGUACGAUCUAGAGCGACUGAAGCAACCGGAUGUCGCCACCGCAUACGCGCAGAAUCUCGAGGCAGCGUUGCCGGACGAGGGUGUGCUCGAUGUGGCCCCUCUAGAGGACUGCUGGAGUACAGUCAAAGCAGCCAUCAACAACGCAGCCGAGAGCACUAUCGGGUACGUAGAACGGAGUCGACGAAACGAUUGGUUCGACGAGUAGUGCAGAGCGGUUCUGGAGGAGAAGGAUGCAGCGCGGGCGGUAAUGCUGCAGCAUGGAACCCGACAGAAUGUGGAGCGAUACAGACAGAAGCGGAAGCAGCAGACCCGUCUCUUCCGGGUGAAAAAGCGCCGCCUGGAAGAAGCGGAGUGCGAGGAAAUGGAACUGCUGUGCCGUUCACAGGAAACACGCAAGUUCUACCAGAAGCUCAACGCACCCCGCAAAGGCUACGUGCCGCAAGCCGAAAUCUGCAGGGAUAAGGACGGGAGCCUCCUGACGGACAAACGUGAGGUGAUCGAAAGGUGGAAGCAGCACUUCGACGAGCACCUGAAUGGCGAAGAGAAUGUAGGCACGGAGGACCAAGGCAGCGGAGGAAAUGACUAUUUUGGUGCAGCAGAGGACGGGAACGAACCAACUCCCACGCUGAGGGAAGUUAAGGAUGCCAUCCACCAGCUCAAAAACAACAAAGCGGCUGGUAAGGACGGUAUCGCAGCGGAACUCAUCAAGAUGGGCCCGGAAAAGUUGGCCACCUGUCUGCACCAGUUAGUUGUCAAGAUCUGGGAAACCGAACAGCUACCGGAGGAGUGGAAGGAAGGGAUAAUCUGUCCCAUCCACAAGAAAGGCGACAAGUUAAUGUGUGAGAACUUUCGAGCGAUCACCAUUUUGAAUGCCGCCUACAAAGUGCUAUCCCAGAUCAUCUUCCGUCGUCUUUCACCUAAAGUAAAUGAGUUCGUGGGAAGUUACCAAGCCGGUUUCAUCGACGGCCGGUCGACAACGGACCAGAUCUUCACCGUACGGCAAAUCCUCUAGAAAUGCCGUGAAUACCAGGUCCCAACGCAUCACCUGUUCAUCGACUUCAAAGCGGCAUACGACAGUAUCGACCGCACAGAGCUAUGGAAAAUUAUGGACGAGAACAGCUUUUCCGGGAAGCUGACUAGACUGAUAAGAGCAACGAUGGACGGUGUGCAGAACAGCGUAAGGAUUUCGGGUGAACUAUCCAGUGCAUUUGAAUCUCGACGGGGACUACGACAAGGUGAUGGACUUUCCUGCCUACUAUUCAACAUCGCCUUGGAAGGUGUUAUGCGACGAGCCGGGCUCAACAGCCGGGGUACGAUCUUCACGAAAUCCAGCCAAUUUGUCUGUUUUGCGGAUGACAUGGAUAUUAUUGCUAGAACAUUUGGAACGGUGACAGAACAGUACACCCGCCUGAAACGUGAAGCAGCAAAGGUCGGACUGGUGGUGAAUGCGGCUAAGACAAAGUACAUGCUGGUAGGUGGGACUGAGCGAGACAGGACAAGCCUUGGCAGCAAUGUUACGAUAGACGGGGAUACUUUCGAGGUGGUAGAAGAAUUCGUCUACCUCGGUUCCUUGCUAACGGCUGACAAUAACGUGAGCCGUGAAAUACGAAGGCGUAUCAUCAGUGGAAGUCGUGCCUACUAUGGGCUCCAGAAGAAACUGCGGUCAAAAAAGAUUCACCCCCGCACCAAAUGUACCAUGUACAAGACGUUAAUAAGACCGGUGGUUCUCUACGGACACGAGACAUGGACGAUGCUCGAGGAGGACAUGCAAGCACUCGGAGUUUUCGAGCGACGGGUGCUAAGGACGAUCUUCGGCGGCGUGCAGGAGAACGGUGUGUGGCGAAGAAGGAUGAAGCACGAGCUCGCUGCACUUUACGGCGAACCCAGCAUCCAGAAAGUGGCCAAAGCCGGAAGGAUACGAUGGGCAGGACAUGUUGCAAGAAUUCCGGACAACAACCCUGCAAAGUUGGUGUUUGCUAACCAUCCGGUUGGUACAAGAAGGCAUGGAGCGCAGAGAGCACGAUGGGCGGACCAGGUGGAGCGUGAUCUGGCGAGCAUUGGGCGUGACCGACGUUGGAGAGCUGCAGCUGCAAAUCGAGUAUCAUGGCGGCAAAUUGUUGAUUCAGUAUUAUCAUGAAUUUGAUGUUAACUAAAUAAAUGAAUGUCUCUUCGGAUCUGCGCAUUUGCAUCUCCGAUGAAUAUUUUGAUGUCUUGUUUUGGGUACUCUGUUUCUCCAUGUGAAGCGUACGGAACUUAAAGAGAUGAUCUUAAAAAAAUAUCCUUAGAAUUACACUGCCGUGAAUCGCAUAUCAGUCCCAUCUUGCCGGAUUUCCUAUGCAAAUGGGACAGAAAUGCGAUUCAGGGCAGUAUAGGGCUUGUCAUUAUUUGUUUGCGCAAGCGAUACAGCAUCAUGUCACGCAACAUUCGACCAUUUUCAACCCAACCCCCUCCCCCCAUGCCACACUUUUUGUACGGGACCUCUGAUUUUUUCGUAUGAGUCGUCACACUUUGCUGGACACCCCCCCCUCCCCCUCAAAGCGUGACGUUAAUUAUGGACGUUCCCCAAGCAGAAAGAAAAUUAUUUUGAAUUCCUUACAUAAUUUGGAGUCGUAUACCGACGCGACAAAUCUGGAUUUGAAUGAAGUGAGUCUCCUUUUGCAGAAUGAACCCAACAGACUACCUCUAAACGACAUUUGCAGAAGUUAUUUACUGGGUGUAAUACAAUAAUUGAUUCACAGGCAUGAAUACGGCGUUUCUGAAAAGAUAUGGGUUUUUUAUGUCCUUGUGAUUGAACUUUGUUCUUUCAAAAUGGCUUUUCGCCAUCAUAACAUCCUCAUUAAGAGUAAAGUCAGAUGAGGUAUAAAUAAAUAAACAAAUAAACAUACAUACACGGAGAGACGAAACUAAGUAAGUGGUUGCGUGCGUCAAGCCAAUUUUGAGUUGAUGGAAUCGAUGUUUUUGUUGGGUUGUUCCCGCUUGCUUCCAUGUGAAAAAAAUACCUAAUUUUAAGUUUUUUCCACCCAACCGAAAUUUUGACUAGGUUGUAUUCACUCAAAUUUGAGUACUGUGCUAGAAACUCAGUUUUGGCUUGACGCACGGAACUGCAAAAGUUGGGCUGUUUCUCUCUUCACUCUCUGACAACAACAGAAAGAGCGCAUGAAAAGGGAGAUGAAAAAGAACUCAAAAUUGAGUUUAAAAGUACCUAAUUUUGAGUUUUUUAGUUUCUCCGUGUACGUAACACUCUGACAUUUUCCAUCGUACAUACACCGAUUCAGCGGUCUUCUGUUUAAAAAUUUGAUAGUUGGAAAACUGCCCACCUGUGGAGCUCGCAUCGUUUUUGUUCGAUUUUGACGUUUGCCCACAAUCGCUACUUAGUUGAUGGUUGGCAAAAAUCAAUACUUUUAGCAUUGGGCGAACAUGUUUUAGGGACUAUGAUUUGAAUAGAAAAAUGCUCGAAGUGAUACGUCUGUUUGACUGUGAUGUAUUUGUAAUAUUCUUUUCUUAUACAUCAUUCGAAGUGUGGAUCUCAAAUUUUCCUGACACAGUACAUCUUUCCAACGCCCUACCACUUACCUACCCAACUAGAAAGAAGCAGUAGUGUAUUCGAAUUAUUACCCUAGGUGAGACCAGACAUAGAGGCAUUUUAGAGACGAACAGAUGAACACUACAGAGAAACAUUAAGAAGUGAUGAAGCAACAGAUUACUAUAUACCAAUCUACUUAAAAUUAUAUUAUUUUCCUGGGAUGAACACGCGAUAGAAUUACAGGCAGAUCAUCAUUGGCGAUGGCGGUGAUCCUCUCAAUUAAAGGACAAACAAGUAAAGAAUAGAUGCGAAUGUACGAGAAAUGUGAGUGACUGUAUGUGAACGAAAUAUAAUGCGUUAGACUGAGAGAUUUUGCAGCUUUAAAUGAUGGGUUUUGUAUGGAAUGUCAGAGGAAGUAACUGAGCGAAAGUGUAAGAACUUAUAACGAUGCAUGACGACCGUCGGGUAUUUGUAUUAAACAAUAAGGAGAACGUAUGGUGUGACUUAUAUCUUAGAGAGAUACAACAUGUGAAAUGAUGUAAGGCAACGGUGUUACAAUAAUGCAGUUUUAUGUUUUCUCCAUUUGGAAUAUAGAGAAUAUCAAGAAUUACGAGAAAUUAAA